Notolabrus celidotus (New Zealand spotty) is the source of this 2500-nucleotide messenger RNA. RefSeq names its product protein LSM14 homolog B-like. Bases 936 to 2045 code for a protein of 369 amino acids. Gene Ontology annotation, molecular function: mRNA binding. The transcript has 8 exons. Lineage: Eukaryota; Metazoa; Chordata; Actinopteri; Labriformes; Labridae. The record is from RefSeq and is a predicted model, not a curated record.
ACGGGAUGCCUGAGACAGAACAACAUCGUACCGGAGACGAAAUGUUUUCAUCAAAUGCUUCACUGUUGCGGGAUUGCUUGGGCCAUCACAAUAACUGUUCCGUUUCAGAAUUGUACCGUGCGACUGUAGGUCAAAUAAUAACCUGGUUUACAACAAGCCAACAAAGCUAAUUUCAGAGUUGUAUCUCUCUCGAUGAGCUGUGCAAGAUGGCUGCAGUGUUUUUGGCCAGCGAGUGUAGUUGCUGUUGUAAUGAGGCGUUUGAGGGCGCCCCACCCUCUUCUAUAGAGAGGAAAUAUUAUGCUGUACUGUCAGCAGUCAUGGACUACAGUGCGAUGGAACUCCCAUGGGUUAUUUUUACAAUAAAGCCAAACGCAAUAACUUUUAUUUUAAUUUCACAAUUUAAACAUAAAUGCAAGUGUUAAUUGUUUAAUCUAUCUUAAAAAAUGUUGUCUAUAGGCCAGAAGGUGUAGCCCUCGCACUACAUUCUCACUUUGAAGUAGGUUUUACGCUAUUAGAGAUUUUGGAGCAUCGUUUUUUUUAUCUUAUUUAAUCCAUACCACAAUUAUGAAGAUUUAUACCUGGCAUUUCCAUCGAGUUUGCAUUAAAUUAACCCCUGAAACAAAAAUUUAAAUAGAGAAUAACGAAAAAAUGUGGUGCCUUUAGCCAAUCUGGCCUUGUGUUAGUGGUAUCGUCCAGUACGCGACAGCAAUAAAUAAAAGCAAGAUAAAAUGUUAGACGGUGUUCGCUGAGGGACAAAGGAAACUAACCCUGUCACGCAGGUCAUCCAGCAUUUCAGAGCUGCGUCAUCAGCAUCUUAUAAAGCGCGCAGGUGCAAGGUAAUUGUGGAUAAUUAGUUCAUGUGUGCUGUACCUGGAGUGUGAUCACCUGCGAUCCCGGCGCUGCUAUUCAUCUACAAAUAUAUUUUCACAGCAAACAUGAGUGCUGCAGGAGGAACCCCUUACAUUGGCAGUAAAAUAAGUUUGAUAUCAAAGGCACAGAUUCGAUAUGAGGGCAUAUUGUCCUCUGUAGACACAGAUCGGUCUACCGUUGCUUUAGCCAAAGUUAGAUCUUAUGGCACAGAAGACCGGCACACAGAUAGACCAGUUCCACCCAAAGAUGAGAUUUAUGAAUUCAUUAUCUUCAGAGGAAGCGACAUCAAAGACAUCACUGUGUCUGAACCACCAAAAUCACACCACGGACUGCCUCGUGACCCAGCAAUUGUACAGUCAUCUAUUGGCAACCCCUCUGCUGCUUAUCACCCACGCUGGAGUCCAUACAGAGACAUGAUGCCCACUUACAACCAGCUGGCUGCCAGCUCUCUACUCAACCAGCAGUACAACGCAGCAUUGGGACUAGGACUUCAUGGCAUCCCAGCCAGAAGAGCCCCAAUGGUGGAGCAGGCAGUCCAGACGGUGCCAUUGGCCAGUGCUGCGCAGAAAAGAGGGAAGCCUGUGACCCAGCCUCAAGGCAGACAGCAAAUUCGUCCCAGCCAGCGAUCAGCCAGGGGUGGUUCACAGGUUCAGAAGGAGAAUUUACCCACUAGUCGGAUGCCAUCAAAGCCAAGUGCAACAAAGCUUCAAAGCCAAGGCACAGAGAAUCAGAAACAGAAGCAAAAACAAGGCAGUCGCAGGUCCAGAAACAGAAGCAGAGGCCAACUUCUUGUGAAAAACUCAAAGGCCACUACCCUGCAGUUUGAGGCGGAUUUUGAUUUUGAAACUGCAAACGCUCAAUUCAAGGAUGACCUAACAAAGGAGGAUGUUGUUGAAAAUGUGGAUUCUGGUGAGGCCCUGGACAGCCCAAGUUUGCAGAAGGAGGAAACACUUGGUGAUAAGUACUACGACAAAGCCAAAUGCUUCUUUGACAACAUUUCAUCUGACCUUAAGCCCAGGAAAACCACAUGGGCAGAGGAGAAAAAGUUGAACAUGGAAACAUUUGGAGUGCCUGGUCGCUUCCUCAGAGGCAGAGGAUUCAGGGGCCGAGGCCGCAAUGGGCAGAGCACAGCUGAGCAGCGCCCCCUUCCAAAAAUAGGCAGUGGGAGGGUGUGAGAAUAUUUUUGUUUGUCAAAUUUCUGUAUAUACAGAUGUUUUCUACUUAUUUAAAAAGUACCUCCCUUUUCCUCAUUUACAGCUCUUGAAGCAAAUAUGAUUUUUUUGUUUUCUUUAUCCCAAAUAUGCAAUUAGAGAAUUUUGAACUUUGGAAAUGUAUCCUGUCAAUUGGGAGACUGAUUUGUUUAAGAUAGAGUUGGUAUGCUGAAAGCAAAUUAAUUCAUUGGUAGUAGUUUGGUUGAAUCCAAUGUAAAAUUUGUCUCUUUAACAGGCCAACAGGCCUGUAAUUUAGUUACUUUGCUAAAUGUAUGAAAUCCCUCUUUAUAUGACAGUCAGAUGUAACUCCAAAUUAGUUUUGGAGAAAAGCUGUACUUAAUUUUUUUUCCUAAUUGUGAAAUGAGAACUGUGGAGGACUUUUGUAACGGUUGCUAAUAAAUAAUAUAUGACUUAAAGAA